Molecule: messenger RNA, 3328 nt
Organism: Patiria miniata (bat star)
Lineage: Eukaryota; Metazoa; Echinodermata; Asteroidea; Valvatida; Asterinidae
Product: V-type proton ATPase catalytic subunit A
Exons: 15
Coding region: 126-1982 (618 amino acids)
Biological process (GO): proton transmembrane transport; ATP metabolic process
Cellular component (GO): lysosomal membrane; proton-transporting V-type ATPase, V1 domain
Molecular function (GO): ATP hydrolysis activity; proton-transporting ATPase activity, rotational mechanism; ATP binding
Source: RefSeq, a predicted model, not a curated record
AGAGAUCGAUGUUGUACGCAAAUGAAUGGAACAUUGGGCGCUUUGGAUUAGGUGUGUGCGCGAGAAGACUUAUCACAUGAUUUUGUGCACAUCGACUGAUGAAACAGGGAAUCUUCUGUUGAAACAUGUCCAAGUUCGACAAGCUUCCCAAGGUGCGAGAUGCUGAGAAGGAGAGCCAGUAUGGCUACGUGCACGCCGUCUCUGGCCCCGUGGUUACGGCAGAGAAGAUGGCAGGCGCUGCCAUGUACGAGCUGGUGCGUGUGGGUCACAGCGAGCUGGUAGGAGAGAUCAUCCGAUUGGAAGGGGACUUUGCCACCAUCCAAGUCUACGAGGAAACCUCUGGUGUCAGUGUUGGCGACCCUGUACUGCGAACUGGGAAACCCCUCUCUGUUGAGAUCGGACCGGGAAUUCUGGGAUCAAUCUUUGACGGGAUCCAGAGACCGUUGCGAGAUAUCAACGAACUGACCCAGAGCAUCUACAUUCCUCGUGGGAUUAACGUGGCGGCUCUGAACCGCUCUCUGCAGUGGGAUUAUCAGGCAUAUCAGGGGAUUAGGGUGGGUAGUCACAUAACAGGAGGGGAUUUUUAUGGAAUCGUCCACGAGAACUCCCUCAUUGAACACCGACUGAUGCUCCCCCCGAAGUGUCGUGGAACGGUCAAGUGGAUGGCGCCCCCUGGUAACUACAAUAUCACGGAUGUGAUCUUAGAAACAGAGUUUGAUGGAGACGUGACGAAGCAUAGCAUGCUGCAAGUUUGGCCUGUUAGACAGAUGCGUCCCGUCUCAGAGAAACUUCCAGCCAACUACCCGCUACUGACUGGCCAGAGAGUUCUAGAUGCUUUAUUCCCAUGUGUGCAAGGCGGCACCACUGCCAUCCCCGGUGCUUUCGGCUGCGGCAAGACCGUCAUCUCCCAGUCGUUGUCCAAAUACUCCAACAGCGACGUCAUCGUCUACGUAGGAUGCGGGGAGCGUGGCAACGAGAUGUCUGAAGUACUCCGAGACUUUCCAGAGCUGACAGUUGAGAUUGGAGGCAAGACGGAGUCCAUCAUGAAGCGAACAACUCUAGUAGCCAACACCUCCAAUAUGCCAGUGGCUGCCAGAGAGGCCUCAAUCUACACAGGCAUCACCUUGGCCGAGUACUUCCGUGACAUGGGCUACAAUGUCUCCAUGAUGGCGGACUCCACCUCUCGAUGGGCCGAAGCUCUUAGAGAGAUCUCUGGCCGAUUGGCUGAAAUGCCUGCUGAUAGUGGCUAUCCAGCUUAUCUCGGGGCUCGUCUGGCGUCCUUCUACGAGAGAGCUGGCCGAGUCAAAUGCCUGGGCAACCCAAGCAGAGAGGGUAGUGUCAGCAUCGUAGGGGCUGUGUCUCCCCCCGGUGGUGACUUCUCCGACCCCGUAACCACGGCGACUCUAGGCAUCGUCCAGGUCUUCUGGGGUCUGGACAAGAAGCUAGCCCAGCGAAAGCACUUCCCCUCCAUCAACUGGCUCAUCAGCUACUCCAAGUACAUGAGAGUGCUAGACGACUUCUACGAUAAGAACUACACAGAGUUUGUGCCGCUCAGGACUAAGGUCAAGGAGAUUCUUCAGGAGGAGGAAGACCUGUCUGAGAUUGUGCAGCUUGUCGGGAAGGCAUCCCUGGCCGAGUCUGAUAAGAUCACGCUGGAGGUUGCCAAGCUUCUCAAGGAUGACUACCUCCAACAAAAUGGCUACACGCCUUACGACAGGUAUUGUCCGUUCUACAAGACGGUAGGCAUGCUGCAGAACAUCAUCUUGUUCUACGAUCUUGCCAGGCACGCAGUGGAGACCACCGCCCAGUCUGAGAACAAAAUCACCUGGGCCAUCAUCCGCGAGAACAUGGGCGACAUCAUGUACCAACUCAGUAGCAUGAAGUUUAAGGAUCCGGUCAAAGACGGUGAAGCCAAGAUCAAGGCAGACUUCAAUGAACUCGCCGAAAAUAUGCAGACUCAAUUCCGAAACCUAGAAGACUAACUCCCUUCUCUCCUAGGAACAAUAGCUAUAAAUAUAUCCUAAAGACAUGUUAAUAAUAAUAUAGUACUCUUAUGAGAUAUUGUGAUGUUAUAGCACUUUUAAUGCAAGGUACAGCAUUGAGUUGGAAAAACCUAAACUUAUGCUCCAAUGAUUAUGUAAACGAGUUACAUAAUCAAUGAAACGUAGGUUUUAACUAAAUAUUGAUUGGCAAAGAACAAUAGGCAAGUUGGCCAACAGAGAGAUUGCUGGCAUGUUAAUUUCCUUUCAUCCACUUUGCUGUAAAUUGGACCACAUUGACAUAGCAUUCCUUCCAAUUAACUGUCUAUAUCUCUGGAUGUAGGUGUCAGAAACAGACAAUGAAAAAAACAUUGUGUUGAGAAAUAAUCAUUCUUUAAAGGUAUAGUCCAUCAUUUGUAAUUUGUGCAUUUUGUUCGUUUGAAGCAACAAAAGUGCUCAAGAUCUAAAGAAGGGUGCUGAACAACUAACCUGAUGAAGUUUCAGCUCAGCUUCAGCUGUAUAUUUCGAGACAAACGACAUUCUAGGAUCUCGAUUUCAAAUCAAAAGUUGCUGAAUCAGGUUUUGAAUUGGGCUUGAAUUCAGCGUCCGAGACAUGUUCUCACUGAGCCGAUUGCAGCUACGCAAUGUCGUGCACUGGUCCGACGAAUUAUAGCAACCGCGCGCGUGUGAAUCGUGCUAAUGCUUGCGCGCGCUUCACCGAAUAACGAAACGAGCUUCUAAUUUCCUAAGGUGCAUCUUAAGAAGCACUGUUGGAAAGGCCUUCUUUUGUUGAUUUCUAUAAAAUGACAGCUUGCCAGAAAGAAUAAUUUCACAGGGAGUUAAGUCCCCUUACUCUCUUUCAAUCAAGUAUAACAUUCAACAAUAAUACGCCAGUUGCUUUUUGGAUAGCUGCAAAUGAUGGACUCUGGCUUUAAGUAUGGUAUAAGUUAUGAAACAAAAUAGGAGCUAGUAUUUUCAAUAUUUUUUUUCUCUUAAUGUAUAAUGUUUUUAUACACUGUAUCGUGAAAAUACAUGAAAACAAAUUCGGAACCAGGAACAAGGAGUGAACAAUUCUGUUUGCAUAGUUGUAAAUAGCAUUGUUUACAACAAAAUUAACAGGAAUAAUAAUUAGCAAUUCAAAAAGAACAAAUCGAAAGUCUGUACAGACUUUCAAUUUUUUGAGACCCCACAGAAUAAGGUCUCCAAUAUUUCCACAGAAAGCCUGAUAUUAACUCGCCAUUAAUUUACAUUCCAUCUUUAAAAGGCCUAUACUAUAGAUAAAUAUUCCACAGUAUUUUGACGACUGAUAUCUUCAAGUGCUAUAACAUUUCAAUAUUAACAGUACUGGA